This is a messenger RNA of Spodoptera exigua (beet armyworm), 1768 nucleotides long. NCBI's taxonomy places the organism in Eukaryota, Metazoa, Arthropoda, Insecta, Lepidoptera, Noctuidae. The record is from the annotation of a GenBank genome assembly.
CGAGAAUUUAGUCGGAAUUUCGCACCCGGAAAUUUACUUUUUACUUUCUUCGAAUAAAAAUUCUUAUAACAAUCCAAUAAUACUAUUAAAAUGUAAUCAUAAUAUGUCCAAAAACUAUCCAUGUUAUCAUUAGAGCAGUGAUUUAUGUUUAUUUAAUUCAGAAACAAUGGAUUUUUCAAAAAUAUGUCGAACCUGUAUGCAAGGCGAUCCGUCUCGAUUAUUAAAUCCAAUUUUUAUGUCCGAGGAUACACACGACCGGUUUUCAGAUGUUAUUUAUUCAUGUAUAGGAAUUAAGAUCAAGUGUGACGAUGGUCUACCGCAGAACAUGUGUACGAUUUGCAUGAACCUCUUCAACACGACGCUGAAAUUCAGAAAACAAUGUAAACAAGUCGAAACUGAACUCCUUAAGAUCAAAACCGAAUCCCAAUCUGACGAUGAUAUUACCAACGAUGAUCAAUUCCCUACCACCACAACUGAAAACCCACACAACACUAAUCACCAUAAUUCAGUAUACAUCAAUUUAAAUAAAAUAAAAUGUGAAUCUGGUAGCUUCAAAACUGAUGAUGAUGAUUCCAUUAAAUCAUUAAAAUGCAACGACGAUACCGAUGACGAUCAACCGUUAAAAUACUUACAAAAUACAAAUAAUAAUAAAAAUAAUCCCAACGAUGAAAACUACAGAAAUAACGAUAACGAAAGUGAUUUAAGUAACAACGUUUCCAGCAGUACUGUUAAGAGUAAAGAAGUUGUGAAAAGAAAUUACUCGGAUAACGAUAACGAUGGACGUCGAUCUACCAGUGUAACGGAAAUGCCAUAUAUUAUUACUGAAAAUGAUAGAAAAACGAAAAGGGUGGUUUGUAAGCUUUGUCAGAAGGAGUUAUCGAUCAGAAGUAUAGAUAGUCAUAUGGUGAGGAGGCACCCAGGGGCUGAUGAGAGGAAAGUCAAGUGCGAACUCUGUGAUAAAUAUGUGAUGAAGGAUAAGCUGAACAGACAUCGGUUGUUGACGCACGGCGCCGUUGAAGUCAACUGUGGGUACUGCAAGAAGGAGUUUCCAAGUAAAGAGAUUCUGAUCAAUCACGUCGGCACCUGCCCCGCUAGGUACAAGAAGAGGAAGAUGAGUGAAAAUGCUCGAAAGAUAUCUGAAUGCGACAUAUGUAAAAUGAAAAUGCAGCGAGCGAGCCUACAGAAGCAUAAAGCUGUCAAACAUGGUGGCCUGCGACCUGUGUGCGAGGUGCGUGACACUAAUGCCUACGUACGUGGCACUAAUACCUACGUGCGUGACACUUUGGACUCCGUGUGUGACGCUAGGGAGUCUGCGCGUGACGGUAGGGAAUCUAUCAGUGACAGCGUGCUAUUAGGAAAGGGCCACUGCGGCAAGAGUUUUGGCAAUAAGUUUAGACUGAACGAACACUAUCGAGCUAAGCAUGGAUACGAGAAGUUUAAGUGUAGCUACUGCGACUUCCAGAGCGCUGGGAUCAUGGCCAUGCGGAACCACGAACGCCGUCACCGUGGCGAGAAACCUUACGUCUGCGAAGCAUGCGGGGCCAAGUUCCACGCGUCAUAUCUCCUCGUCCAACACAGACAUUCGCAUCGAGCCGAGAAAACUGUUAAGGGGGGAAAAUCAUCAAAUGUCUUCUACCGCCCUGGUAAGAGAAGGACUAUCAGACUCUUAUUGACUAAAAACACCACCGUUCCUUCUCCUGCUUUAGGCCGAGGUCGCGGUGCCUCAUUGCACUUGCCCCGCAACCCCGGCUUAACAUCGGCCCUAUAG